Molecule: messenger RNA, 2882 nt
Organism: Cuscuta europaea
Lineage: Eukaryota; Viridiplantae; Streptophyta; Magnoliopsida; Solanales; Convolvulaceae
Source: the annotation of a GenBank genome assembly
GUAGAACUUUGAAGUUCAAACUUGAGCUCCCUGGGCUCUUAUAUUUGCCGAUCACUCGUUUGGCUAAGCUUACAACGGAAAUGAGUCUUACUUCCUCGAUAACUCCCCUCUUCACAACCCCAAGAUUUUCAGCUAAAUCUCCCGAAUUUCAUUUUCAAUUCGCCAUCUCCAAUUCUUGUAGUUCAUCCAAUAUCGUCCUAUCCUUCUCUUCAUCAAGUUUUGGGUUUUGCUGCAGAGCAAUUCCUACAACUUCUACGCCCUCUCCUUAUGGAGCUCCAACUAAAGCCCAUCAACAUUGGAUGGUUCUCGUGGAACCUCCCCCUCAAGGUUUCACUUCAAGGUCUCAAAUCAUCAAUUACUAUGUCAAGACCCUAGAGAGAGUCUUGGGCAGUGAGAGGGACGCUCAAAUGUGUAUAUAUGAUUCUUCUUAUGAAGCAAAUUUUGGGUUUUGCUGCGACAUUACUGAAGAGGAAGCUCAAAAGCUAGCAGGUUUACCCGGUGUAUUAUCAGUUAAGCACGAUCCCUGUUAUAACUCCAAUGAAAAGGAUUACAGUCUGCCAAGUUCUUUAUCAAACAUGGGUAGCUCAUUACUAUUCCCAAUUGGAACAUCUAAACGCUGGUGUGUUCGUACCAGCAGGCCAGCUGUUGAAGUCUCUGGAAAGGCACCAUUGGUUGACUAUUAUGUUCAGAUUCUAGCAGAAGUUCUUCGGAAUGAGAAGGAUGCUCAAAUGUGCUUGUAUCGUGUACUAUGGGGUUCUGAAUAUGGAUUUUGUUGUGAAAUAGAUGAAGAAUGUGCACAAGAGUUAGCAGGUGUACCGGGAGUUUUGUCUGUCCACCCAGAUGAUGAGUUUGUGUCAGAUAAGGAAGACUAUGAAGGUGGAAGCUCAAAGUAUACUGAUGAUUCCCGGGAUUCUUCAACAUCAAGUGUUAAAACCAAGAAGCUUUUUGUGACUGGUCUAUCAUUCUAUACAUCCGAGAAAACAUUGCGUGCAGCGUUUGAAGGGUAUGGGAAGCUUGUUGAAGUUAAAAUAAUCGUGGACAAGAUUUCCAAGAGGUCAAAAGGCUAUGGUUUUUUGGAGUACACAACAGAAGAGGCUGCAAAUGCUGCUCUCAAUCAGAUGAAUGGCAAGAUCAUUAAUGGGUGGAUGAUCACGGUCGAUGUCGCAAAGAAGAAUCCGCCAAAAUAUAAUCGAGGGAGCUCGGGUCCAGUUAGCUGACAUUUUCCUAGCAUUUUGGCUGUCUUGGCAUUCAGUUACCAGCAGUCAAAGAAACCCUUUUUUCUAUACAACGGAACAGUGCAAGAUUUGGCAAGUUUACCCCCAAAACUACUGCAGUGUCUUGUAGAGUUGCAGCCAAAGAGCACUGGUGUAUUAUUGUACAACCACCAUACUCGGUUAUUUACUAUUGGGCAGGGCCGUCCAAUGAAUUUGGAGGCCCCAGUUCGAAAUGACAUAUCGAGGCCCCCUAAAACAAUAAUGAAUAACAAUUCUAACAAUGAAAUACAAAAACACUAAAUAGUUCAUGAAAUAUAAGUUUUAUAAUGUUUAAAGUACAUCGUUCAAAAAAAUGUUUAAAGUACACAAGUUGGACAAUCUUAAAGUAAUAUUACUAUUGCUAAUGAAGUUUCACAUGAAUAGAGCUGUCCUCCUAGCAGUUCUCGAAGCAAAAUAAUCAAUCAAAUCUUGGGAGAACUAUCAAAUAAGCCUUCGAACUUUCAUAAAAAGUGCAAAUAAGCCCUUUCAUAGGAGGCUAUGUCCGGUCAUCACCAUUUGGGGCGGUUUAUGGUGGAACUUUUUGAUGUAAUGGUUUUAUCAUCAUCUUCAUUAAGUCUAGUUUACGCAUACCAAAUUUCAGCUAAACAUUCAAUCGGGAAGGCAGUCAAAUGAAUUUGUGAAGAUAACUGCGCGGUUAGGCAGCGCAGUAUAUUUCAGAAAAUCAUUUGACUGCAUUCUCGAUUGAAUUUUUAGCUGAAAAUUGGUAUUGAUAAACUAGACUUAAUGAAGAAGAUGGUCAAAAAAUUCCAUCAAAAAAUUCCACCGGAAACCACCCCAAAUGAUGACAGCCGGACAAAGCCUCUUAUAAAAGGGCUUAUUUGCACUUUUUAUGAAAGUUCGAGGGCUUAUUUGAUAGUUCUCCCAUCAAAUCUUUAUACUCUAUCUUCUCAAGAACUUCAUUCUCGAUUGAUAUCAUUGCCAAGUCUUUGUUGUGACAUUGUUGAUCGCAAGUGAGACUUUAAUAACUUGACCUUCGGAAAACUUCUUUUUGCACUAGCCACAAUCACAGGAAUAGUCAACAUUAUUCUAUAAGCAAUAAUUGCAUUAGGGAAACAACUAAAACUACGCAUCAACAACUUCAGAAUAUCAAUAGAUCUCAGCUUCUCUUCUGACAAGAAUCCCUCAAAAAAUUUCAGCUCGAUAUAUAAAUCAGUUCUAUCCACAUCAGAUUGUGCGUCUUUUUUAAGAGCACCUUCAAGAUGAGUGCAACAUGACAUUAAAUGUGCAUCAUCCAGUGAAUUCAACUUCUCAGAAGUAAACAUAAAACCAAAAUGGCAAAUAAGGAUUUUAAACAAGAACAAUAUCACCUCAAAUCUCUGAGUUGUCACCAUACCAUCAACAACUUUAAAGUUUAAACUCACAACCAAGCUUCAGCCCUCCAACUAGGCAACUCUCAAGGUCUCCUGUUUCGCAUCUCCACCCUCCAACCAAUGCAAAUUCCUGAAAAAUGUAAAAUUUUAAAAUAUUAGAAGAUUAAAAAGCUCAAAAUUUAUCAUAUUCACAUAUGCUAUAAUUAAAAAAAAUUAAAAAUGAAAAUACCUCUUAUUAUGGUAAUCGGUUCCGAAUUCCGAUGCUUAAGAAUUGAAGAGACUGCCUUCCUUGUCCUUG